Metarhizium album ARSEF 1941 is the source of this 1065-nucleotide messenger RNA. RefSeq names its product RNA polymerase II subunit 3. Bases 1 to 1065 code for a protein of 354 amino acids. Lineage: Eukaryota; Fungi; Ascomycota; Sordariomycetes; Hypocreales; Clavicipitaceae. Gene Ontology annotation, molecular function: protein dimerization activity; DNA-directed RNA polymerase activity; DNA binding. Gene Ontology annotation, cellular component: RNA polymerase II, core complex. Gene Ontology annotation, biological process: DNA-templated transcription. The transcript has 3 exons. The record is from RefSeq and is a predicted model, not a curated record.
AUGGACGGCAUGGACUACGACCCCAUGGUGAUGGAUGGCGAGCCCGAGCAGCCUCAGGUCACCAUUUCAGCUGCCGACAGCACGCGCGUGGACUUCGCGCUCUCCAGAACCAACCUCUCGUUUGCCAAUUCGAUACGGAGAAUCAUCCAGGCCGAAGUGCCCACCAUUGCAAUCGACCUCGUCGAAGUUGAAGUCAACACUUCGGUGCUUGCCGACGAAUUCAUCGCGCACAGGCUAGGUCUCAUUCCCCUCAACGCCAAGGGCGUCAACGAACUCAACUAUUCCCGAGAUUGCGACUGCGAGCAGUACUGCGAGCAGUGUAGCGUUACGUUGACCCUACACGCGCGAUGCACCAGCGAUGAAAUCAUGAAGGUGUACGCGCGGGAUCUGAUCGUCGACGGCCGCCAUGCCAGCCAGGUCGGGACGCCCGUUAUCAACGACCCCGAGGGGAUGGGAUGCUUGAUCGCCAAGCUGCGCAAAGACCAGGAGCUAAAGCUCACGUGUAUCGCGAAGAAGGGCAUAGCAAAGGAGCACGCCAAGUGGAUGCCCACGUCAGCUGUGGGCUUCGAGUACGACCCUCACAACAAGCUGCACCAUUUGGACCUGUGGUAUGAGAACAACACGGACCCUCAAAAGGAAUGGCCCAAGAGCAAAUACGCAGAUUGGGAAGACCCUCCUCAAGAAGGCGAGCCAUUCGACUACGAUGCGGUUCCCGACCGUUUCUACUUUGAGGUGGAAACAUCAGGCAGCAUGGAGCCGGAUCAAAUCGUGCAAGGCGGCAUCCGCGCGCUCCAGCAGAAGAUUGGCGCGCUCCUCAAGGGUCUCGACCCAAAGAAAUACGGUGGCGAAGAGCCGGCGGAGUUCGAUGGUCCCAGAAGUCCAGACAUGAACGUGGACGGCGGCACUACACCAUGGCAGGAUGGCGGAUACACCACCCCCUACGGUGGCAACAUGACUACGUACGGCGAGGGGAAUGCCGCAUACGGGGCAGGCAAUAGCACCGCCUAUGGAGGCGGCGCUGGUACAUACGGCACCACGCCAUAUGGCCAGUCGUCGUGGCAGUAA